ACUUUGGGAGUCGUUGACAGUAUAGCUCUUCUACUUCAGUCUCAUCCUCCUUCGACUAUCUAGCCAAGGUAAUGUCUGAACCAACGAAGGCCAGCUCCGGCACAAGGAACCCGAGGGACCACAGUCACCACUCGGUAGACGGUCGUCCACUCUCUCACCAUUCAGCUGCAUCCGUUGACCAUACAGUCACUUCAUUGGAUGACCACCACGCACGUUCACAUCAUUCAGACACAGGUGGUGCCAAUGGGCAUACACACUCAGAUCUUCCAUUUGACGGUCAUAUACACACAUAUAUUCCAGACAUGGAUGAGGACAGGAUCUACAUGGACUAUAAUGCCACCACCCCACUGGAGCCACAGGUGAUCCAGGCUGUUACUGAAGCCCUGCACGAGGCCUGGGGAAACCCCAGUAGUACCUACACACCAGGUGUGAAAGCGAAGAAGAUCAUUACCCAGGCGAGAGAGAACGUGGCUAGAAUGGUGGGGGGUAAAGCAGAUGAUAUCAUCUUCACCUCUGGUGGGACUGAGGCCAAUAACCUGGUGUUCCACAGUGCCCUGGAGGCCUACAGAGAGAGCUGCAGGACAGCAGAGCAGAGAGGGGAGAGACAUCGCUAUGAGAACAGCAGUACCUCAGCCUGGCCUCUACCUCAUAUCCUCGUCUCUAACGUGGAGCAUGACUCUGUCAGACUGACCGCUGAACACCUGCUGAAGGACGCCACGGCAGACGUGACGUCAGUGGCGGUUUCCAAGGUGACGGGGAGGGUGGAGGUGGAGGAUGUGUUGGCUGCUGUCCGCUCCUCCACCUGUCUCAUCUCUAUCAUGAUGGCUAACAACGAGACAGGAGUCCUAAUGCCAAUCAGAGAGCUCUGUCAGAGGAUCAGAUUUGUCAACAGACAGCGUCAACAUAGAAUCCUCCUGCACACUGACGCGGCCCAGGCCAUAGGCAAGGUGCGGGUCGACGCCCGUGACCUGGGAGUGGAUUACCUCACCGUUGUAGGACACAAGUUCUAUGCACCGAGGAUAGGAGCGUUGUAUGUGAACGGCCCAGGAACAACCACACCACUCUACCCCAUGUUGUUUGGAGGGGGACAGGAGAGGAAUUUCAGACCAGGCACUGAGAACACACCAAUGAUCGCUGGCCUUGGAAAGGCAGCAGAGCUGGUGAACUCUAACCUGACUGAGUAUGAGACUCAUAUGCUGGAUACAAGGGACUACCUGGAAAAACAACUAGAGGCGGUCUUUGGGAGAGAGAGGAUACAUUUCAACAGUCAUUUCCCUGACUCCGAGACCCUCCCCAACACCUGUAACGUGUCCAUUCUGGGUCCUGGACUACAGGGGAGGAAGGUAUUGUCCAGCUGUAGAAGACUCCUGGCCAGUGUUGGGGCUGCAUGCCAUUCACACAGAGGAGACAGGCCCUCCCAUAUCCUGCUGAGCUGUGGCAUCCCUGAGGAGGUGGCAGCUAAUGCCCUGAGGCUGAGUGUGGGGAGAGGGACCAGCAGGGAUGAGGUAGAGCUGGUGGUGGAGGAUCUGAAGAAUGCUGUCGAGAGGCUGGAGGGACUCAACGUUGAUUGAUUGUUUGACUUAUUGGUUGAUUGAUCUACAGAAUAUACACCUGAUAGUACUGUGAAAUAAUGUGCUGUGUUGCAAACAGUUAAUAAUUUAAAGCAAUAUCUUGUCAAUUCUGCAAUGAGAAUGUACACCUUUGUACAUUUACAUUACAUUUUAGUCAUUUAGCAGACGCUCUUAUCCAGAGCGACUUACAGUAGUGAAUGCAUACAUUUAAUAUAUAUAUAUUUUUUUGUACUGGCACCCUGUGGGAAUCGAACCCACAACCCUGGCGUUGCAAACACCAUGCACUACCAAUUGAGCCACAGGGAAGACUAUAGACCUACAGUAGCUAGCUAUAUCAUAGACCUACAGUGAAAGGUGUUUGUUAUUUGUUUGUAGCAUACACCAUGUGUGUAGACCUAAUGUAUACCUUUUUGUGCUUUUAUUAAUUUAAUUCAGGAGAAAAUGUUUCCAAUGUUUAAGACUGGAAAAAACGUAUUCAAACUGACUUGAAUGAUGUGAAAUAGAUGGAUGGCUUUAUUGUGCUUGCUGUCAGUCGUCAGCUUCGCUGGUUAAUACUUAAUCAGGGGAGCUAACAGAAACUUCAUGUGAAUAGCAUAUCAGCUGUUUAAAGUUGGAGAUAGUUUGUAAAUGCUUCCGUUAUAAUAAAGCAUUGGUAUAUCAA
Molecule: messenger RNA, 2232 nt
Organism: Salmo salar (Atlantic salmon)
Lineage: Eukaryota; Metazoa; Chordata; Actinopteri; Salmoniformes; Salmonidae
Gene: scly
Product: selenocysteine lyase
Source: RefSeq, marked provisional